Miscanthus lutarioriparius is the source of this 2022-nucleotide messenger RNA. The record is from the annotation of a GenBank genome assembly. NCBI's taxonomy places the organism in Eukaryota, Viridiplantae, Streptophyta, Magnoliopsida, Poales, Poaceae.
AUGUCCGCCGCCGCUAAUAACUUCGCACCCAAGUGGGUGUUGAUGGAGCCCUUCGUCUCCCGCAGGGACUACGAUGAGUCCUUCCCGGACGAGAGCAAGCCCCCCAUCAAAACAUCCGGCACCACCUCGUGGAACGCCCCAUUCAGCGUCGCCUUCAAGCUUGCAGAGCCCCCGGCGAUCUCCCGCCUGUACGUGUACCUGCCGGGAUUUCCUGGGGAACCCAGGAGACAACUGCUUUCAAUCCUUUCGACCCACCAACAUCUCGCCCUUUUUCGUGUCAGUAAGAUCAACGUCCGUGGAGAACUUCCCGUGCAGGACUUGUUCAUCUUCAACGCCUACGACCUUUCACUCAAUCUACUCCCCCACUGUACCUUGUCCAACUUGGGUGAUCAUGCCCGCUGCGAUGGUCGCGUAUCUCGUAGUACUCCUACUUUUCCUCCUCCUGCGCAGCAUAUGAUGUCCGUCGCAAUCACGGGCCUAUUGUGCCGAGGCAAAGAGUUUGUGGUAGCAGAAGCCAAACUCUUGGUUAGGGGGCCUAGGGACAAUGAGGUCUAUGCUGACAUCUUUUGGCUGCGAUCAUCAUCAGCUGAUUAUUCUGAUUGUAACUGGAGCUGUGCCCGCAUACGAAUUCUCAGCAGCGACAGCACCGAUGAUUUCCUCUGGCAGAGCUACACCGUCAUCCCUUUUCGCAACUGGCUAUGCUGGAUCGACUACAACCGUGGCAUCCUCUUCUGUGACAUGUUCGGUCCCACCCCUACUGUCACCUUGGUCCACCUCCCUCCGGAGGAGGAGUUCGGUUCAACUCAUGCUCAUCCUCCCAACUUGUCACGUCGCUGGAUGUACCGGGGUGUGUCCGCCAUCGACGUCGGCAAUUGUCUCAAGUUCAUCAAAGUCGACCGCCAUGAUGGCGUUCCCUAUGGGCCACUCAAAGACGGUGCUGGCUUCACCAUCACAUGCCACACCCUCUUGUUAAAGGACAAGGUGUGGGAACAGGACUACUCCGUCACCUCCAAUGAGCGUUGGUCUGCCAACCCUCUUGAGGACCUCCCACGCGACAUUCUCAUGUUUCCUCAAGUGAACAUCGACAGGCCACACGUAGCUCACUUCCUUAUCAUCGAGAAGUCCGUGUACACGUGGAAGAAGAUGUGGGUGGUCACCAUUGACAUGAACACCAAGAAAGUGGAGUCAUUUAAUCCGUAUAUCAAUGGGAUGGAGGCCCGUGGAACUGAGGAUGCUGACUUGGCCAAAGAGAAGUCAUUUGGUUCCCUACCCUUCCUCCCCUGUGGGUUCUCCGAGUUCCUCCAUCUCUCAAGAAAGCCUAAGAGGUCUAGUGUCAAGCCACUUGCAUUGUUAACCUCCAGACCAUCCUUGAUUUCAAUCGUCGAGGUCGCCAUUUCCGCUGCCGCCGCUAAUAACUUGCCACCCAAGUGGGUGUUGAUGGAGCCCUUCGUCUCCCGCAGGGACUACGAUGAGUCCUUCCCGGAUGAGAGCAAGGCCCCCAUCAGAACGUCCAGCACCACCUCGUGGAACACCCCCUUCAGCGUCGCCUUCAAGCUUGCGGAGCCCCCGGCGAUCUCCCGCAUGUACGCGUACCGGCCAGGAUUUCCUGGGGAACCUGGGAGACAGUUGCUUUCAAUCCUUUCGACCCACCACAUCUCGCCCUUUUUCGCGUCGGACAAGGUGUGGGAAAAGGACUACUCAGUCACCUCCAAUGAGCUCUGGUCUGCCAGCCCUCUUGAGGACCUCCCACGCGACAUUCUCAUGUUUCCUCAAGUGAACAUCGACAGGCCACACGUAGUGCACUUCCUUAUCAUCGAGAAGUCCAUGUACACGUGGAAGAAGAUGUGGGUGGUCACCAUUGACAUGAGCACCAAGAAAGUGGAGUCAUUUAAUCCGUAUAUCAAUGGGAUGGAGGCCUGUGGAACUGAGGAUGCCGACUUGGCCAAAGAGAAGUCAUUUGGUUCCCUGCCCUUUCUCCCCUGUGGGUUCUCCAAGUUCCUCCAUCUCUCAAGGUACAUAUAA